Messenger RNA from Chionomys nivalis (European snow vole), 798 nucleotides. RefSeq names its product seminal vesicle secretory protein 3A-like. Gene Ontology annotation, cellular component: extracellular exosome. Gene Ontology annotation, biological process: sperm capacitation. The coding region runs from base 1 to 798 and encodes 265 amino acids. The transcript is spliced from 3 exons. Lineage: Eukaryota; Metazoa; Chordata; Mammalia; Rodentia; Cricetidae. The record is from RefSeq and is a predicted model, not a curated record.
AUGAAGUCCGUCUUCUUCAGCCUUUCUCUGCUCCUCCUUCUGGAGAAGCAAGCAGCUGGGAUAGGAAUCUAUGCGGGUGAGACAAAAGGACACUUUCUAGUAAAAACAUCCCCAGUUGUAUAUUUCCAGAAAGACCAUUUUCAGUAUGGGUCCAGAAGAGCACAGGAGGAUGGAGCUGAAGAAAGCAGUUUUGAGCAAACUAAAUACCAUGCGUAUGGCCAGGAUGCUGAUGCUGACCUGGGAGAGACUCAGAGCUCACAGGAACAGACAGGUGUAAGCGAAGACAUAGUUUGUGAUGAAGAAGACGAGAUUAGCCAACAAAAAUCCCGACUUCAGUCCCAUUCACAAAUAAAAUCCCAAACACAAGUAAAAUCCCACGGAGCCCAGGUGAAGUUGCAAACAGGCCAGCUAAAGACCCCAGGCCAGGUGAAAUCACAAAUCAAGCUGAAAUCCCACAGAGCCCCCCUGAAAUCCUCCCGGGCAUCACAAACUCUCCAGGAAGCCUUUCCUCAGCAAAUCAAGGGCAAAGCACAUGCCCUGGAUGAAGACCAGGCCCAAGUGCGUCAGCAGCAUAAAAUGGUUCACAGGCUCAAAAGCAAGCUUGGCUGGGUCAGGAGAACAGCAGAGUUCAUUCCGUAUUUCAGACAGUAUUUCCAAGGCUAUGAUGGGUAUUUUGUGCAGUUUCAAGGGCAACUGCAGGGUGGAACUCAUCACACAAAGCCUUUCCACCAAGCUCAACAGACGUGCUACUGUCCAAACGGAGAGUUAAUCCUAUAUCAAGAUGCCUUCACAGAAUAA